This is a messenger RNA of Epithele typhae, 735 nucleotides long. RefSeq lists its product as uncharacterized. Lineage: Eukaryota; Fungi; Basidiomycota; Agaricomycetes; Polyporales; Epitheliaceae. The record is from RefSeq and is a predicted model, not a curated record. Bases 1 to 735 code for a protein of 244 amino acids. The transcript has 4 exons.
AUGUCCACUUGGAUGGGCGCGAGUGCCUUGGUCAUCUCUAGCCUUUCAGCUUUGAACGUUUGCAUCAUCCUCGGCGACCGCCUCCACCUGGUCUCACUCGCCGAUAACAAGCACAGCAACGGCGAGCGCGUCGCCCGCACACAGAGUGGACGCGAAGCACAGGCCGAGCUGGUGGUGAGUGCCCCCGCCGGUACGUGGCUCCUCCGCGACACCUUCCAUCAAUCUGCCGUCGUCGAUGGCCCCGACAGGGGCCUCGCACGCGUCCGGCGCACGCCCCAGCUCGCGGAGCCCGUCCCCGAGUCCGAACUCUCGACCGCCCUCUCCACGCUCUCCGACGGCCUCCACCUCUGCCGGACCCUCCUCGCGACCGCCGACGACGCCUCCGGGACCUCGUCACAGGCGGAGGAGGCGCUGCUCUUGAACGCGGGGCACGAUUCCUUCUUGCAGGGCGAGGUCGCGGCACGGAACGUCACCCGGCUGAUCAAGCAGGCCGAGUGCGAGAACAGGGCCGGGGCGGAUGUUGUGUCGAGGGAGGGUGUUGAGUUGGUCGUGCAGGACGGGGAGACGGAGGAGGAGGACCUUGAGCUGGAGGGGCACACCUCGAGCGCGCCGUCAUCGGUCGAUCAAGGUGUCCCUCGAUCGGAACAGGCCGACCUCGACGCGGACCACCCGGACGAGAAGAUCCCGGGCGCAGCGCCGCGACCGGUGUAUACGACGAAGGAAGUUGGUUUGUGA